AUGAGUUUGUUCAAUAGGAUUAUUUCUAUCGAAGAUAUUCUCUCCCGAUUACCACAACUUGACGCUCAGGUAGACAAGUUGGAAGCUGAAGAUUCGCUCACGAGAGAUAACAAACAGUUGAGACGAAGUUUCACUAAACGAUGCCACGAGCUCUACAAGCAGAUCGAUGAACAAAAAAGCCGAAUUCAUGAAAUGAAAAAAACUGAAAGCAAUCAAAUAAAACGAAUGACGGCACUUGAACAGCUCGAUGACCUACAGGAACGACUUCUUCGAAUAGCUCCAGAACGUGAUCGAUUCAGUAGUGAUGAUCGAUCAUUGUCACGAAGUGGUGAAGACGUUGGCUCUGCGACAUCUGUGGAAAAACCCGUGUCGAAAGAACGAACUUCAGUCUCCUCCGAAACAGCUCAAUUAACUGCACAGGAGACUCCGGUCAUGGUCCACACUCCACAACCGGACUUGCCUCCGAGUAUUGACCGACGUGCCAGUGUGAUGUACGAUGCAGCAUCAGAUGAGGAAGAAGGCGAAGGUGAUGAGGAGGAUGAAGAGGAGGAUGAAGACGUUGAAAUUGAAGAGAUCGAAGAAGAGCCCAUCGAGGAAGAGCCAAAAACUAUCGCAGCGCAGCCACCUCAACUGGUUCCUCGUACGGAGAAAACGUCUUCACUUCCACGAACCGAGACGCUGCAACCCUCGGCCCCUCGAGUUGCUGAAGCCCCACCCGUGGAGCAGAAGUCAGCUGUAGCUGCUGAGGCUGAGCAGACAAUGUUUGUAGCUAUGGCUGAUCUCACUGCAAGUGAACCAUCCGAUCUGAGCAUUGCUGAAGGCGAACUCCUACGAAUCGUUCAAACCAGGCCAGAUGGUUGGUGGACGGCAAGAAACGCUAAAGGUGAAGUGGGACUUGUUCCGAAAACUUACCUUCGACAAGCCACUGCUUCUGAUGGAAUGAGACGUGACGGUGAAGGGGCUAAGGAAACUAGAGAGGCUCCCUCUAUAGCAACUCGUCCAACAACGUCUACAUCGCAGAUGUCACUGAUCGAUCCCAAUACACUACCAACUCGUCGAGCUCGUUGCCUGGGCGAUGCUCAGGAGAUGGAUCCACAUCUCUCUUUUGCAUGUCAUCUAACGCCUCGUCUCAGCCAUUCCAACAUUGGUUUCCAUGAUUUGUACUGGAAUUAUCGCGAUGACAAGCUUCGUAAGCGCCGUGUUCGUGUAUCAAAGCUGGUACGUUUGGUUCGAUUGGAAGGUAUGCCGAGAGACGCGGGUGUUUGCCUGGUACGCACUGCUCUUUAUGAUCGAAGUCGGAAAACUGGUCGACAAAUUACAGACACGACUUCUUCCGGAGUCGAUUACGGGGACUUUAUCGUCCGUUCAAACUACAAUAUGGCUGACGUAGUACUGCUAAUUGAAGCAUCACACGUCGUUCAGACCCAGUCCGGAUAUGAGGAACGAAGCCUUGGCAUUCUCACUUUGGAUCUUAUUUCUAAAGGAGAAGUAGUUUUCAACAACAAGACCUAUUCCGAAGCGCUUCGUGCUGAGAAUAUUUUCGAUCGAACGAUGAGUGGUGGCGCAGCUACACCUCAUAAAAUCGUCCUCAAGGUGCUUGAUGUGCCAAAGGAGUUGGUCCCCUUCGUUGAUUCAAUGCCUGAUGUGCUUAUUUUCAAUCCGAUGUUUGUUAGGCUGUAUUUCUUUUUUCGACGUUUCGCCGGCAUUUCCCUCCUACGUGAUAGAGACAAUCUUCUCAGCGCAGAAAUGGUUUCAAACCCUUUGGUAGCAUUGUUUCCUUCUGUGGCUGAUGAACCUGAUAUGAUGGAUCAAUUGCGUAAUUUAUGGAAUACCAAAUUGAAAGUGAUUAAAAACAAACCUGAAGCUGAUCAAGCUGAGUCGUUCUUCCGGUUAUUCAUGUGUACUACGUACUGUGUCCAUAAAACCGUUGUGAUGCCACCAUACCGUAUAUGGGAUGCAAAUGCUCUUGCUGCUCGCCAUCAGAUCUUAAAAAAAUGCGAAGAUAUGCUUCGCGAGCAUCGAAGUCCAUCACGCUUUCUGCUCACCGAAUCAUGCUAUCCGAUCAACGUCUACGACUAUUCGUUCGACCUUCACGGACGUCAUGCUCUCGACUGA
Molecule: messenger RNA, 2115 nt
Organism: Haemonchus placei
Lineage: Eukaryota; Metazoa; Nematoda; Chromadorea; Rhabditida; Trichostrongylidae
Source: the annotation of a GenBank genome assembly